Messenger RNA from Paramisgurnus dabryanus, 3085 nucleotides. RefSeq names its product phosphofructokinase, liver a (gene pfkla). Gene Ontology annotation, molecular function: fructose-6-phosphate binding; ATP binding; monosaccharide binding. The record is from RefSeq and is a predicted model, not a curated record. Gene Ontology annotation, cellular component: 6-phosphofructokinase complex; cytoplasm; membrane. Gene Ontology annotation, biological process: canonical glycolysis; fructose 6-phosphate metabolic process; fructose 1,6-bisphosphate metabolic process. NCBI's taxonomy places the organism in Eukaryota, Metazoa, Chordata, Actinopteri, Cypriniformes, Cobitidae.
AUCAAGACGCGCAGCAGACUUUAAGGAAACAGGGCGGAGUCUUCAGUGCGCGCACUCAACAUCCGCGUCCUUCCGUCUGUCAGAAGGUCAAGCGACUCCGUGUCAACAUUAAAUAAUCCUCAUCUAUAUUCUUAUAAUAAUAUAUCUGUACCGGACGGACGCGUAUCAUCAUGAGUUCGGCGCGUUUGGAGAAACUGAAAAUGACGGGCACGGGCAAAGCCAUGGCACUGCUCACCAGCGGAGGAGACGCGCAAGGUAUGAAUGCAGCGGUCCGUGCCGUGACCCGGAUGGGCAUUUAUGUCGGAGCAAAGGUCUAUCUGGUUUAUGAGGGUUAUCAAGGGCUUGUGGAUGGAGGUGAUAACAUUAAACAGGCCAACUGGCAAAGCGUCACGAAUAUAAUUCAACUGGGUGGGACGGUGAUCGGCAGCGCUCGCUGUAAAGCCUUCACCACACGCGAGGGACGUUUAGCUGGGGCCUUUAACCUGGUAAAGCGAGGCAUCUCAAACCUGUGUGUUUGUGGAGGGGACGGCAGCCUGACGGGAGCAAACAUCUUCCGCUCCGAGUGGAGAGGACUUCUGGAAGAGCUUGUGAAGAAAGGCCGCAUCACUCAAGAAACUGCUGAACGUCACGAUCAUCUGAACAUCGUGGGUCUGGUGGGCUCUAUUGAUAAUGAUUUCUGUGGGACGGACAUGACCAUCGGUGCUGACUCCGCCCUUAAUCGCAUCAUUGAGAUUGUUGACGCCAUCACUACCACGGCAACGAGCCACCAGCGCACAUUUGUGCUCGAGGUUAUGGGACGCCACUGUGGAUAUCUGGCUUUGGUUUCAGCCCUGGCGUCUGGAGCUGAUUGGCUGUUUAUUCCAGAAGCUCCUCCUGAAGACGGAUGGGAGGAGCGCAUGUGUGCUCGACUGGGAGAGAGUCGCAGUAAAGGAUCCAGACUCAACAUCGUCAUCAUUGCUGAAGGAGCCAUCAACAAAAGCGGUGAACCCAUCACAUCCAACUACGUCAAAGAUUUGGUUGUGGAGCGGUUGGGUUAUGACACACGAGUGACGGUUCUGGGUCACGUUCAGAGAGGUGGAACCCCUUCAGCCUUUGACAGGGUUCUGAGCAGUAACUUGGGUGUCGAGGCUGUGGUGGCCCUGUUGGAGGCGGAUCCUAACACACCCGCCUGUGUGAUCGGUCUGUCGGGUAACCAGGCUGUACGGUUGCCGCUUAUUGAGGCAGUGGAGAUGACUAAAGAGGUGCAGAGAGCCAUGAAUGACAAGCGUUUUGAAGAAGCGAUACAGCUGCGAGGAAGGAGCUUUGAGAACAACUGGAACAUUUAUAAACUGCUGGCCUAUCAGAAGCCUGCUCAGACCAAGAGCGGAUACUCCAUGGCCAUUCUGAAUGUGGGCGCACCUGCGGCGGGGAUGAACGCAGCCGUGCGCUCCGCUGUCAGGGUCGGCUUGGCCACAGGACAUCGGGUUUUUAUUGUUAAUGAUGGAUUUGAGGGUCUGGCUAACGGAGCGAUAGAGAAAGUGUUAUGGCAUCAGGUGGCUGGUUGGACUGGGCAGGGUGGAUCUCUACUGGGAACCAAACGAACACUUCCAAACAGCUGUAUGGAUAAACUUGUGGAAAACCUCAAAAACUAUAAUAUCCGGUCCCUGCUGAUCAUUGGUGGUUUCGAGGCAUACGAGGGAGUAUUACAGCUGGUUGAAGCCAGAGGUCGAUAUGAUGAAUUAUGUAUUCCUAUGUGCAUCAUCCCUGCCACCAUCAGCAAUAACGUACCCGGCACUGACUUCAGUAUCGGUGCAGAUACCGCGGUAAAUGCCGCCAUGGGGAGCUGUGAUAAGAUCAAGCAGUCGGCCUCAGGGACCAAGAGAAGAGUCUUUGUGGUGGAGACAAUGGGGGGUUACUGUGGUUACCUGGCAACCUACACUGGCAUCGCUGUUGGUGCAGAUGCGGCUUAUAUUUUUGAGGAUCAAUUUAACAUCCAUGACCUAAAGACCAAUGUGGAGCAUUUGACCGAGAAGAUGAAGAAAGACAUUCAGAGAGGUCUGGUGUUGAGGAAUGAGAAGUGUCAUGAGCAGUACACCACAGAUUUCAUUCACAGGCUUUACUCCGCUGAGGGCAAAGGUGUUUUUGACUGUAGGGUUAAUGUUCUGGGACACCUGCAACAGGGUGGAGUACCAACACCUUUUGACAGGAAUUAUGGCACUAAACUGGGAGUGAGAUCCGUUCAAUGGUUAACAGAGAAGAUGACCAAAGCUUAUAGACAAGGUCGUGUGUUUUGUAAUGCUCCAGACAGCGCCUGUGUGGUCGGACUUUACAGGAAAGUUUUGACUUUCAGUCCUGUGACUGAACUGAAAGAUCAGACGGAUUUUGAACACAGAAUGCCAAAGGUCCAGUGGUGGAUAAAUCUACGACUGAUGCUGAAGAUGUUGGCAAAAUAUCAGACAUCCUUCAAUGAGUAUGUGGCCGGAGAGAUGAAUCACGUGACACGUCGCUCUCUCAGUAUAGAUACUGGCUUUUAAAUACACAUCACCAACUAAUUCAAAGUCACAUCACUGCCAAUCUAACAUAUAUCAGGUUUAACCGCUCGAUUCUUUACUAAAGGAGUAAAACAUUGCUCCAUAUUUGUGCCUAAACUUGAGCAUGAUGUGACCGCUUUACUGAUGCAUACUACUAGAGUAUAGUAUUAAGAGUUUAUUUCUGUAUUGUGUCCAGCGUCGAGCAUCAGAUUCAGUUGCUUUGAAAAUUUCACUGUAGACAACCUAAGUUUUUAUGGUUUAACACAAUGUUGCUCACAUUCAGUAUAGAACAGGAGUCACCAACCUUUUUGUGGACAUUCUGGAGGGCUACUUUUUUGAUAUAGUCUACUCAAAACUUUUUGGUUUUACUUUUUGAUGUUUUAUCAUCAUUUAAAAUGUUAACAUACAUAAAAUAAACCAAGCCAGUAUAAAAAAUUGAGGCUAUUAAUGUGCUUUGGCGGGCAACCUGGUGCCCAUGGGCACCAAGUUGGGACCACUGGUUUAGACACACUGUUGUUGCUGGUAUUACACUAAAGAUAUUUUAUUCUUCACAGAUAUUUAAACUACUGAAAAGA